UCCAUACCAUAGUGAGGCGUUAGGUCUAGAAGCCGGUUUCACGUUGAAGCAAUGCUUCGGUGAAGGAGAACAUCGAAUCGCGCGGCGUUGCUCGCCAGCCUGAAGAGGUAGAAGGACUACUAAGGAGAGAGAGAGAGGGGGAGGGAGGGAGUGAUGGCGGGAGACAGAGAUGCUGACGAGGAGACCAGGAACAUAAUGAUGCAGAACCUCUUCGGCGAUCAGUCCGAGGAGGAGGAGGAAGAAGAAGAGAUCGAUUCCGAGCACGAGGCGGCAGCAAACCAGUCGGAUUACCCAUCGGAAGAUGUGGAAGCCGAUGCUGAAAUUGAAGUUGAUGUUGACGGUGAACAGGAGGGUGGGGAGCAAGAGGGCGAGGAACUGGAGGCAGAGGCUGAUGGUGAAUAUGAGGGCGAGGCUGAUGGUGAAGAUGCAGUGGAGGGGCAAGGCGAAGUUGAAGUGGAAAGUGAGCUGGAAGCUCAUGAUAUUGACGUUGAACAAGUUGAGAGUGAGGGUUCCCCAGAAAGAGAAGUUAGUGAUGAGAGGGCGCGGAGUGAAGGUAAGUAUGCUGAAAGUGAAGAAGAGGGAUAUGGGCAGAGGACAGCAACAAGUAGAAGGCGAGAGGUAUAUGCCAUUGAGUCAGAGGGCUCUGAAGAGAACCACUUUUCCCAGCCUCACAAUGAGGAUGAAGAAGUUGGUAAUACAAGGAAUAUAAGGUCAACUGAUGAACAAAAGGACAAUGAAGUAGUUCGUGAUGUGUUUGGAGAAUCCGAUGAAGAUGAAGGAGAGGAGUAUGGCAUUCAAAAUGAUCUUGAACAAGAUUCACAUAGGUCUACAAUGGAAGAGGAAGAAAUCUAUGAGAAGGAUCUCAAGCCGGAGGAUAUGGUGCCUGAUGAAGAUGCACAAUUUGAGUUUGAAGAUGAGAAUCUUGACCAAAAAACAAAGGAGAAACCAAUUGGUCCUCCAUUAGAGAUCAACAUUCCUUUACACCCACCUCCUGGCCGACCUGAUCAAAUGAACAUGAUUCGGGUAUCUAAUAUUAUGGGUAUUGAACAAAAACCAUUUGAUCCCGCAACACAUGUAGAAGAAGAUGCAUUUGUAACUGACGAAUCAGGAAUGAAGAAGCGUAUACGUUUAGAGGAUAAUAUUGUUCGUUGGAGAACUAUUAAAAAUCGAGAUGGGACAACCAAUUAUGAAAGCAAUGCACGUUUCGUUCAAUGGAGUGAUGGGAGUUUACAGCUGCUGAUUGGGAAUGAGGUUCUUGACAUAUCUGUCCAGGAAGCAGACCAUGAUCAAUCCCAUCUUUUUCUUAGACAUGCAAAGGGAAUUUUACAAUCUCAAGGGAGACUGUUGCGGAAAAUGAGGUUUAUGCCAUCUUCCUUAUCUUCAAAGUCACAUCGUCUAUUGACUGCCAUAGUAGAUUCACGGCAUAAAAAGGUCUACAAGGUUAAAAAUUGUGUUACGGACAUUGAUCCAGAAAGAGAAAAGGAAGAAAAAAGGAAGAUUGAAGGCCAAACUAUAAGAGCCAAUGAACAACUUAGUCGUAAAAGGGAAAAAGUGAACCGCAAAUAUUCACAACCUGUAAAUAGAGGGCGGCAACUUUCUCCUGGUUUUCUGGAAGAUGCACUUGAUGAGGAAGAUGAACACGAAGGCUACUCCAGUUCACGUAGGUCUACAGUUCGUCGUCGUUUUGAAGAUGACUUUGAAGCAGAAGCAGAGGCUGAGAAGCGUAUAAGCAAUGCUAAAAGGCCAAAUUUACAGAAAAGCACCCCAAGGAAACCACCUCUGUCUGCUGUUCGUUCAUCAAAGCGUCUUGUUGAGGAUUAUUCUGAGAGUGAGAGAGAGGAAUCUGAGUAUGAAAGUGACGGGGAGGAUAUUGAGACAUCACCAGGUCUUAAGGCUAAGGAGCUUGACUACGAGGAUGACUACGAGGAAGAGGCAGAUGAAGAAGCUGCAGGCACCAAUUCUGCAUCAGAAGAAGAGGAUCCAAGGGGAAAUGCUAGGGAAAGUAGAGGCAACAGCCUCAAGCGAAAAGAGAUAGACUCGGAUGUGGAUUCUCCACCCAGGAAGGCAUCAAUGCAUCGCAGGAAAGCGGUCGUCUUUGAUAGUGAUGAUGAGUGAUGCCUAAUGAGGAAUAGUUGCCUCCUCUGGGUGAAGUCAGUUCAAGUAUCGUGGUCAGGAUGUGUGCCUUAGCCCUGCGACAAUCGCGCAUGCAAAAAAGGUGCUGUUUGUCCAUACCAGUUUUAUUUAUUUGAUGGAAAAAGGCUGUAUGUGUUUUCUUCACCAAAAGAAAUAGGGGAGUGAUUCUCUAACCUCUUAAAGUAUUAUACGAUUCUAAUAUGUUCAUAAUUAUUCUAACGUGAACCACUAGUCCUUUUUAUCUAAAUACCCAAUGCUGGCCUACAAUAUUUAUCGAAUGUUACAAUUGAUCAUUUAAAAUAAUGAAUAUUUUUUUUAAUUUUGCAUGUUA
Messenger RNA from Phalaenopsis equestris, 2464 nucleotides. RefSeq names its product protein LEO1 homolog. The coding region runs from base 154 to 2115 and encodes 653 amino acids. The transcript has 12 exons. Lineage: Eukaryota; Viridiplantae; Streptophyta; Magnoliopsida; Asparagales; Orchidaceae. Gene Ontology annotation, molecular function: RNA polymerase II C-terminal domain phosphoserine binding. Gene Ontology annotation, biological process: positive regulation of transcription elongation by RNA polymerase II; transcription elongation by RNA polymerase II. The record is from RefSeq and is a predicted model, not a curated record. Gene Ontology annotation, cellular component: Cdc73/Paf1 complex; nucleus.